GAGCCCCACAACGAGUCCCCUCCCCAGAGGGUCUCCCAGUGGCGUUAACGGGGGUGGCACAGGCACAAAGUAUCCCCCAUCAUCAGCCUCAGCGCUAUUCUUUCAGUGCCUUGUUGCAUAUCCCCCUCCCCCACCAGGCAGAGAGGACCUACACUCGCCCUGGGACUAGUGCUCGUCCUGCUCUUUCUUCCUCCCCCUUUUCUGUUUCUCUCCCUCCCUCCUGCCUUUUCCCUCUGCUUUCUCUCCUCUGCUUUCGCUUUGCUGCACCAGCUCCGCAUUCCACCUCCAUGGGCUUCAAAUCCCCCUACUAAAAUGAUCAGCAAUGAAAUAGUUAAUGCCGAUCUGUAAAAUGUAAGCCUCUGAAGGCUUUAGUGUCAAUCCCUAGUGAAAUGGCUGAAGGAUGGGGGAGUUCCCACCUUUCGGUCAUUGUGUCAGGCUGUCUGCAGACCCAGGAAGUUCACGCUGCAUUGGUUACGCUCCCUUUGUGUUUGGAAGGUUUUCUUUGGAAUUGUGAGGGCUCGAAACUUUUUAAAAUGAAAACUGAGAUUCUGCAGAACCACCAUAAACUGUGCAGGCCAUAUAAAUGCAUCAAGUAGCCUGGAUAUGGUCCCUGGGCCAGGUGUUUGGCACUGUUGUCCUAGACAUUAUGGACUAGAUUUUCAAUAAAGUUUAGCAUGUUGGGUGCAAAAAGCUCCUUUCAAAAUCUGGCUGUGAUUAUCGCUGCUGACUGAGUGACUCUCUCCAAGUGCAUGCUGCUUUCCUUAGCUAACUGCCCCAGUGCUCCCCGGAAGACCCUACCUAGGCCCUUGAAGUUAGAUUCCUCCUACUCUCUGCCAUUCUCUGCACCCCUUCCUUUGCUUUGCAAAGGAGGAAGGAAGAUAACAGUGAUCUGCCCACAGAAGCUAACAUGUGAGGGGAGCUCAGCAGAUCACUCUCAGAUCUUUGUUCCCACCCACCUAGGACCAGCCUGGGGGUGGGGAGGUUGCUUGCUGCCUAAGAAGCAUAAAUUGUGAGGCAGAAAAAUGGGGAUCCUUCCAAUGCACAAUGAGAUCAGACCUAUUUCCAGAGUUAGAUUCUUGGUGAGGGGAAGGGUUAAGUGUUAAGUGUGUCUGGGCACAGCUUUUCUCUAUGUAAGGGGAGGCUGUGUGGGAAUAGAUGUUACUGAGAAGUCAUGGCUGCAGCCAGCAUUUGGGUAAGUUGAGGUGGGCUAGAGCACCUGACCUCUGCAAUGGCAUGUGAAUCCCUGUAGUAAACAAAGCAGGUAUUUUCUUUUAUUCUAUAAUCUAAUGGGAAACAUGGGAAAUUGAUGAGAUUUUAAAACUCUUUUGUCCUGCACCCUUUCCUAGCUAUUCCCAUGAGCCCUAACUGAACCCCCUCCCCUAGCCUAUUGAUCAGGGUAUUUUCCCUUGUAUCUCCAGGGUCUUUAUAUGCCUGUGAGCUGGAGACAAGUGGGAUGACUCCUCGUCUAACAUAGGGGGAUGAAGAUUUGAACCAAGGAAACAGAAUAGACCUUUCCGUCCAUCCUGCAGGUCACAGGCCGCAUAUUCUUGCAGUCAGGGCUUGGAGCUAUGGACACUUCACAACUGUGGAUGUGGGAAAGACUUGGCGACCAGUCGGCAUCCCUGAACAAUUCCCCAAUAACAUCAAUAACCAGCACUCCUGAAGCAUCUGAAGAACUACCAUCUACCUUGCCAGUAUUGGAACCAUAGGAGGCAAUGAUGCCCACCGCACAGCAAGCAGAGCUCAUAGUACGGAGGCAAGGGGCUCUCCCCUCUCUACAGAGUAUGUUCCAGCUCCUCUCCCACUGCUGGUCAUGGCUGCAGGCAAUACAGGAACCAAUCAGGAAAGUGACCCUCCUUGUCAUUGGCCUGGACAAUACAGGGAAAACCUCCCUCAUAAUGGAGAUACAGAGAGUGCUCUCGUGUGAGGUGCUCCCCACAACAAAGCCUAACCAAACAGAACUCAGAGUGGACCGGUUUGAAGUCUCCCUUGUCGACCUAUCCGGGGGGCAGAGGUUGCGGGGCAUAUGGCGUAAUCACUACGGUGACACUCACGGGAUUAUCUUUGUUCUGGACUCCAGCGAUGUGCUGCGGAUGGAAGAGGCCAGGAAGACCUUGGGCCGUGUUCUGGCUCACCCUAGGAUUUCAGGGAAGCCCCUGUUACUGCUGGCCAAUAAACAGGACAAGGUUGAUGCCCUCCUCCCAUGUGAGCUGAUCGAAUGUCUGUCCCUGGAGAAGCUUGUGAACGAAAACAAGUCACUGUGCCGCAUCGAGCCAUCUUCAGCAACCAAAAGUCUCCAUAAAAGCCAGUCCCGGACCAUUCUGCAGGGACUCCGCUGGCUCCUGCACACCAUUGCCAUCAACUACAGUGUCCUGAGUGCCCGGGUGCAACAAGACAGCCCUGACCAGCCAGCCCCCGGAGAGCAAGAGGCUCCCAGGAGAGCAGCGCGGACCCGCAGCCAAACACGGAGGGAGAGGGAGUUGCUGGCCAGAAGGGAGAGUUCCCAGGAAGGAAGCGCCAAGAUAGGGGAGUACAAACCACUACAGCCCAUCCAGAACAUCCUCCCACAGAAGGAGGAAGGCCCAAGGGUACCCAAGAGAAGGAAAAAGAAAAUGAAGAUGAAGAAGAAAGGGUUGGUGCAGUGUGGGAACAUGGCUGAUGAAGAGGAAGGGAAAGCUUGGGGAGGAGAGAACAGAGCAAGUGCUGCCGUUGGGCUCCUCCACAGCAACAGAGUUGGCCAGGAGAAACCACUCCCCCAGGGGACAAUUCCUCUCCGAGCAGGGCAGAGCACAAAGAAGAAAAAGAAGAAAAUUAAAAAUAAAAUCAAGUCCCAGGAGUCCUCACUGGAGCCACAGAACGAAGGCAUCUCGGGUACCUUUGACUUGUAUCGAAGGGCAAUGCUGGCUCUGAAAAUGAGGCAAGAGCGGAGGAAGCAGCCUUCUGCUGUCACUUCCUGAAGAAAAGCUCCAUAUUGUUGACCGCAUAAAUGUGGUCUCCACUAGGCAUGAGGAGGUGAUAGCAGAUUGUUCUGUGCUGUUAUUGCUGUUGGUGUGAGGUCUAUGUUCCCCUCUACCAGUGCAAUGUAUCUGUGCUCCCACUCAGAACCUCCCAAGUCCCAAAGGGUAAGUGUCCACGAGCACGUGCAGUCAGUAUCGGCUCCAGCAGUGAGAUUGUCUAACCUAAUGGAAACUCUGCUUGAGAGACAAGAUUCUCAGGGCUCGUGGGCUACAAAGGUGGAGUCUCAAGCACAAGUCUUCAAAAUGUAAAGACCAAUUUCCUCAUCCUGGGGACUGUGGGAAUGUUUGGGAUUCACACAUGUAAGCUGAAGUGUCACAAGUGUAGCGAGUUCUGCCAACAAACUGGAUGUAAACAUCUGAAUAAAACGAAAUGGAACAUUUCUA
Molecule: messenger RNA, 3401 nt
Organism: Chelonia mydas (Green sea turtle)
Lineage: Eukaryota; Metazoa; Chordata; Testudines; Cheloniidae
Gene: ARL13A
Product: ADP ribosylation factor like GTPase 13A
Exons: 11
Coding region: 1716-2957 (413 amino acids)
Biological process (GO): non-motile cilium assembly; receptor localization to non-motile cilium
Cellular component (GO): non-motile cilium; ciliary membrane
Molecular function (GO): GTPase activity; GTP binding
Source: RefSeq, a predicted model, not a curated record